CUUAUAGUUGUACUUAUCGGAGACUCCGGAGUAGGCAAGAGUAACCUUCUGUCUCGAUUCACUCGCAAUGAGUUUAACUUGGAAAGCAAAAGCACCAUUGGAGUAGAGUUUGCAACAAGAAGCAUUCAAGUUGAUGGGAAGACAAUAAAGGCUCAGAUAUGGGACACAGCAGGGCAGGAGCGAUACCGAGCUAUAACAUCAGCGUACUAUCGUGGAGCUGUAGGGGCAUUAUUGGUGUAUGACAUUGCUAAGCACCUUACUUACGAGAAUGUAGAGCGAUGGUUGAAAGAGCUGAGAGACCAUGCUGACAGCAAUAUUGUAAUCAUGCUUGUGGGAAAUAAGAGUGACUUGCGCCACCUGAGAGCAGUCCCUACAGAUGAGGCCAGAGCUUUUGCAGAGAAGAAUGGUUUGUCAUUUAUCGAGACAUCUGCUUUAGACUCUACAAAUGUGGAAGCAGCUUUCCAGACUAUUCUGACAGAGAUCUAUCGUAUUGUUUCCCAGAAGCAAAUGUCCGACAGACGUGAAAACGAUAUGUCUCCAAGCAACAACGUGGUUCCCAUUCACGUCCCUCCAACCACUGAAAACAAACCAAAGAUGCAGUGCUGUCAGAAUAUAUAGAAUUGUUCAUUCUUUCCUAAAAGGCUGUGUAUAUUCCCCAGGUCCAAGAUUUAAAUAUAUUUGUAAUUCUCGUGGUUACUUUCUUGUGUUUAGUUACUGCUUAUUCCUCCUGAAUUUCUCCAUGUCUUAAACACUUUGAUUUCAGUGUUUAUAAAUCUAUUGCUUCUGUGUGGCUGCAGUAUUUUCCCAACACCAACUUGUCCAUUUUGGUUCAGUAAAUUGUUUGGAACUGAUCUGAUCUCUUCCCAACAUGGUGCCCGCUAGUCAGAGCACAGACACCUUUAGUGAGCACUUGAAGACGUUAUUCUGCUCCUCGCAAAACAAUUACUGUCAGGUUAACUAGGAAAAUAUCUCUGGGCAGGGUAAUCUUUCCUUGUCUUAAGGUGUUGUAUACUGCAUCUAAAGCUUGAUGAAAUGCCCAUUGCUCUGAAGUGCAAUUUUAAUAUAAGUUAAUGUUUCUGGCUACAUCUUCAGAUUGUCACGUUGAGGGUUUUUUUUUAAUAGAAUAUUAUGGGGGAGAAAAGAGAAUUUCUUGCAAACAAGCAGCAGGGUUCUUGCUACCUGUGAAUGAGCUUUUGUGGUUUGGCACCUGCUGCAGAGGAGGUUGUGAUGUGAGGCAGAGCUGCUGGGAGGCUGGCCGGGGAGAUGCUGGUGGGACUCUGGUUGAGGUGUCUCUUGUGAAGAAAGCAAAAGCACGAGCUGCGUAACUGAUGAAGGGUCGCUCUGACGCUGGAACUUGCAGCAUGUUUUUGUGCUGCCCGAGACUUGGCCUCCACAGAGCUGGUGGUAUCAGGAUUUGAGGAUGCCUUUUUUCUUUCAUGGCACACCGACUUGAAGGGUGUUGUCACGUAUUACAUAUCACAUUUAUUAAUACGUGCCACGUAUAUUAAUAUAUUCAAAUGCUUGAGUCGAUGAAUCAAUGACUUCCACAACCUGGUCUUAGUUUUCAGUUCUGUUUCAUCUGGUGUUUUUAAAUUAUUCCUAUGGUUUGGUGUAUGUUCUCUAACAAAAGCAUCUGGAGUAGUUUUUUUACUGGGUGCCUUCCUUCUGUGGUCUGUCGCUCAGUACAAAUCAUCUGUUGGAUUAGCUUGUUCAGGGAUACAUGAACUGUGCCUUCUGUCACUGCACUCUGAAACCACGGCAUGUCACUCCGUAUGUGCUAUUCCCAAACACGUCAUUAAUACUGAGAUUUGGGGGCUAUAGGCACUGAAUUUCUACAGUAUUUAAAAGAACUGUUUGUUGUAUAAAUGCCUGCAGUUAUUUAUACAACUGCAGGGAAGUAAUUGAUUGUAGGGGAUGUUUCUCAAACUCUGAUAUGACCCGUUUGGAACAUCCAAAUCUGGGGAGGCACUACCAGCUGCGUUUCGUACCCAACCUUUCUGUCUUGCGGUGCUCAUGAUGUGUAAGGCACACGGAAGGCAUUGCUGUAGUCGGUCGCUUGGUUUUUUUAGUCCAUUUCUCCUCCUAAUAUUAGUUCUGAAGAUGCGAUUUUGAUCUGUUUGUAAAUUACUUUGUAUUUUAUGCAUGUACUGUACCUUGAUUCAUUAUUUUUUUAGAUUGAUUUAAAAUAUAUUCAUCCAUGAUUCUAAUAAAGAAUUACAGGGGACGACUCAGUAUGGUGUUGGGUGCACUUUUUGGGAUAACUGGGAUUUGACCUGAAGGUUUUUACUUACUGGAAGCUAGUAAGCUUCUUGGAACAGCCUGCGAGAAGACACUGAAGUGGAAGUACCCCCAGAAAAGGAAGUGAAAGGGUCAUGUAACACAGUUAACUGCCGCCUUCACUCAGACCAGGCCUGCAGCUUUUUGGGGCUGCUGCAGUUCAUAGCCAUGACAGUUUGGCAGCUUCAGGAAGCUUUUAUGCUCUGAAAAGUCUGUGGGUUCACUCUAGUCACACUUCUGAAUAGCUUUUACAAACUGGGGUUUUUUUCCCACGUUGCCACCAGUAAGAACAUCCUGUGGGACAGCAAACUACCGCCUUCUACAGCAAAUUAUUUGAGCUUUUUUUUAUCCUAGUUUGGUGUCCUGCUGAAGAAGUGGUGCACGGGAGAGCCAGGCUGCCAGCGAGCGUUGCGCGUGGUGUCCCUGGCUGCCUGCUGCAGGCAGCAGUCACCCACAGAACGUGUGGGGCAGCACUGCUGGCUGCGGGGACAAAGGCAAUUUAGGGCCUUCUAGCAUUGCAGGAGAGUGAGGAUGAGGUGUAAGACUGGGCCCUUGCUUACUGUGGGAACUGUUCUCGGAGCACUUUCUCUGGCCGGACCGGAGCAUAUUUUGGAAUUAACCAAAUUACCGGGGCAACCAAGUUCUAAAUUUGUCAACUGGAAAUGCAGGAUGAGUUUCACUUCGCUUCCUUUCUGAUUCACGUAAGCAGGCAGCUUGACUCAGCUGUCACGUCAGCUUUGGAUUUUGCAUGGUUUUAUGCAAGAUGUUCCUUCUGCAGCAAAUGCAAUCGGAGCACAAAUCGCUGUCAGAAGCCGAGGCUGCCCCUGCCCUGCGCAGAGUUUGCGUGUCUGCACGUGCUUCUUCCUUCGCCUCGCAAUAAACAGUGCCGUGUUUAAGUCCUGGGCAGCUGUGAAAUGGCUGCGUGUGCUGUUAGCAAAAUAAGAACUCUGAUAAUUUUUUUUUUCCCCCCACCAGAACUUUAAAAUUAAUAAUUAUAAAACAGGCCUUAGAAAUGCUGUGCAAAAACUGAUUCUGUACUUAUGAACUGCUGCAACACGGAACAUCAUAAAAUUUUCAUGCAAUAGUUUGUAAAGCCUUCGUGAGCUAUCAACUUGUAAAGCAAAAUCAAACGGUGUAUCUACAGAGACUAACUUCUUGCCUAUUAAAGCCUUUGCCUCG
Messenger RNA from Aptenodytes forsteri (emperor penguin), 3456 nucleotides. RefSeq names its product RAB11A, member RAS oncogene family (gene RAB11A). The transcript is spliced from 4 exons. Gene Ontology annotation, cellular component: transport vesicle; postsynaptic recycling endosome; axon. Lineage: Eukaryota; Metazoa; Chordata; Aves; Sphenisciformes; Spheniscidae. The annotation marks the transcript as partial. The record is from RefSeq and is a predicted model, not a curated record. Gene Ontology annotation, molecular function: GTPase activity; GTP binding. Gene Ontology annotation, biological process: exocytosis; melanosome transport; neurotransmitter receptor transport, endosome to postsynaptic membrane.